AUGAAGGAAGUUGUGAUAGACAUCGCGCCCAAGAGAAUCAAGGGAUUGGAGUUCAGUGCUCUCUCAGCUAGUGACAUUGUUGGGCAGUCCAAGGCAGAAAUCAAAACAAGAGAUCUUUUUGACUUGGAAAAUGGCAGAAAACCUAAAAGCGGCGGUGCUUUAGACACAAGAAUGGGAGUUUCGUCGUCUCACGCUGAGUGCUCGACUUGUCACGGGAAUCUAGCUUCCUGCCAUGGUCAUUUUGGUCAUAUCAAGCUUUCGCUCCCUGUGUUCCAUGUCGGCUAUUUUAAGGCCACCAUCCAAGUCUUGCAGUCGGUGUGUAAAAGUUGCGGAGGGAUGUUGCUGUCUGAUGGUGAUAAAAGAAAAUUCGUGUCUGAAUUGCGUCGUCCUGGUAUUGAUAAUUUAAGAAGGAUGGGCAUUUUGAAGAAGGUUGUCGACCAGUGUAAGAAGCAAAGGAGAUGUUUCAAGUGUGGUAGUCUGAAUGGUGUUGUGAAAAAAGCUGCCGCCGGAUCAGGCUCUGCGUCUCUAAAGAUUCUACACGACACUUUCCGUUGGGUUGGCAAAAAAUCCGCUCCAGAAAAGGACCAGUGGGUAGGUGAUUGGAAAACGGUACUGUCACACCAACCAGAACUAGAGAGAUACGUGAAAAGAUGUACGGAUGAUUUGAAUCCCCUUAAGGUCUUGAACUUAUUCAAACAAAUUGCACCCGAAGACUGUGAGCUUCUCGGCAUUGAUAGCACAGUUAAGUCCGGAAGACCCGAAACUUACAUUUGGAGGUAUUUACCAGCACCUCCGGUGUGUAUUCGACCAUCGGUCAUGAUGCAGGACUCACCAGCUUCUAACGAAGAUGAUCUCACAGUGAAGCUUACCGAAAUCGUGUGGACUUCCUCAUUGAUAAAAGCUGGUCUAGAAAAAGGCAUUUCAAUCAACAACAUGAUGGAACAGUGGGACUACUUGCAGCUAGCUGUCGCCAUGUACAUUAAUUCAGAUUCUGUGAACCCCGCAAUGAUGCCAGGCGGCAGUUCCGGCGGUAAAACCAAGCCCAUAAGGGGCUUUUGUCAGAGACUGAAGGGUAAACAAGGUCGUUUCAGAGGUAAUCUGUCAGGUAAACGUGUGGAUUUUUCUGGUAGAACAGUAGUUUCACCUGACCCUAAUCUGUCAAUUGACCAAGUUGCCGUACCAGAUCGUGUUGCUAAAGUAUUGACCUAUCCUGAAAUGGUGACUCGUUAUAACAAACAGAAGUUACAGCAGCUGGUUAUUAACGGACCCAAUGAACAUCCUGGUGCCAACUACCUAAUCAAAAAAAAUGAAGAAGCAAGAAGAAAUUUGCGCUACGGUGAUAGAAUGAAACUGGCCAAAAACUUGCAGUACGGGGAUGUAGUCGAGAGACAUUUGGAAGAUGGAGACGUCGUACUAUUUAACAGACAACCCUCAUUGCACAGACUUUCUAUUCUUUCACAUUAUGCCAAGAUUAGGCCUUGGAGAACAUUUCGUUUGAAUGAAUGUGUCUGUACUCCUUACAAUGCGGAUUUCGAUGGUGACGAAAUGAACUUACAUGUUCCUCAGACAGAGGAGGCUCGUGCUGAAGCAAUCAACCUAAUGGGUGUGAAAAAUAACCUUUUGACUCCUAAAUCAGGUGAACCUAUCAUUGCGGCUACACAAGAUUUUAUCACCGGAUCAUACCUGAUCUCGCACAAGGAUUCCUUCUAUAGCAGAGCCGAAUUCGUUCAACUACUUUCAAUGAUGUCCGAUGGUAACCUCCGGUUUGAUAUACCACCCCCGGCCAUCAUGAAGCCCUAUUACAUGUGGACUGGUAAGCAGGUGUUUUCACUUCUCAUCAAGCCCAAUAAAAAUUCUAAUGUCGUGAUUAAUCUAGACGCAAAGAAUAAAGUUUACAUUCCACCAAAGAGGAAAGAAUUCCCCAACGAGAUGUCUCAGAACGAUGGAUUUGUUGUUAUUCGGGGUUCUCAAAUUUUGAGUGGUGUCAUGGAUAAAUCGGUUUUAGGUGAUGGUAAGAAGCACUCUGUUUUUUACACCAUUUUGAGAGACUUUGGCCCACAAGAGGCAGCUUUUGCGAUGAAUAGGAUGGCCAAGCUAUGUGCUAGAUUUUUAGGUAACAGGGGCUUUUCUAUUGGUAUCAACGAUGUAACUCCAGGUCAAGAACUGAAGAAGAAAAAGGAAAUUAUGGUCGAAGACGCUUAUUUGAAGUGUGACCAGUUAAUUGACUUGUUUGACAAGGGAAAAUUGGAAACUCAGCCGGGUUGUAAUGAAGAACAGACUUUAGAAGCCAAGAUUGGUGGUUUAUUAUCAAAGGUCAGAGAAGAAGUGGGUGAGGUAUGUAUAAAAGAAUUGGACAAUCUGAACGCUUGUUUGAUUAUGGCCAACUGUGGUUCCAAAGGGUCCACGUUAAACGUCUCGCAAAUGGUGGCAGUUGUUGGUCAACAAAUUAUUUCUGGUAACCGUGUUCCUGACGGCUUUCAAGAUCGUUCUUUGCCUCACUUUUUGAAAAACUCGAAGACUCCCCAAUCCAAGGGUUUUGUGAGAAACUCUUUCUUUUCCGGUUUGUCGCCACCUGAAUUCUUGUUUCACGCAAUUUCGGGGCGUGAAGGUUUGGUCGACACUGCUGUCAAGACCGCUGAAACUGGUUACAUGUCGCGUAGGUUGAUGAAAUCCUUGGAAGAUCUGUCUUGUCAAUAUGAUAAUACUAUCAGAACGUCUUCAAAUGGUAUUGUCCAAUUUACUUACGGUGGUGAUGGUCUUGAUCCUAUUGAUAUGGAAGGCAACGCACAACCCGUUAAUUUUGCCAGGUCAUGGGAGCAUGCUAACAAUAUAACUUUCAAUCAUCAUGAUGGAGCUUUGCUUCCAUACCAAAUAAUGGCAUUAACAAAUCGAAUUUUGGAACCACUUGAGAGCAGAUUGGUGAGAUACGACAAUCUAGGAAAUGUUUUAGAUGUCAAGCUUCAAGAUUGUCCGGAGUUCAUUGAUCAGUUUGAUGCCGAAAGGAACUUCUACCAGUCCUUGAGAUCCUACUUGAAGGAGAAAGCUUCUUCUCUUGCAAAGAUCCGGAAGCGUAAGGGGUUGAAACAAUACCUUGAUGAGCCAGCAAUCGAGUUGCAGUCUAUGGAUUUGGACGAGCAGGUGCCAGAAUCAACACUAACAUCCAUUGACCAACUUUGUAAGAUCAGUGGUCUGUUAGUUGAGAAGUUUCUUGAAAUUGCGAUAUUCAAGUACCACAAAGCUAAGGUGGAGCCAGGGACUGCGGUCGGUGCGGUCGGUGCCCAUUCUAUUGGUGAACCAGGUACUCAAAUGACUCUAAAAACCUUCCACUUUGCUGGUGUGGCUUCCAUGAAUGUUACCCUUGGUGUUCCGCGUAUUAAAGAAAUUAUUAACGCCUCUAAAGUCAUUUCAACUCCUAUCAUUAAUGCUGUUCUGGUGAACGACAACGAUGAACGGGCCGCUAGAGUAGUGAAAGGAAGGAUAGAAAAAACAUUAUUGUCUGACGUUGCAUUUUACAUACAAGAUGUAUACAGGGACAACAUGUCACUGUUGCAGGUAAAGGUCGAUCUAGGCACCAUUGAAAAACUCCAACUAGAGCUGACUGUUGAAGACAUCGCCAUAGCGAUAACGAGAGCAUCUAAACUGAAGAUUUCUCAGUCAGAUGUUAGCAUUGCGGGUAAAGACAGGAUCAACAUUGCGGUAUAUCCAGAAGGUGCUAAGCUUAAAUCUAUUUCGACAUCAGCAAAGGAGCCAUUGGAUAAUGAAUUAUUUUACAGGAUACAGCAUCUACGUCGUGCUCUACCUGGAAUUGUUGUUAAGGGUCUAUCUGACAUUGCCAGGGCUGUUAUCAACGUCAAGGACGAUGGGAGGAGAGAGCUAUUGGUGGAAGGUUAUGGUUUACGGGAUGUAAUGACCACGGACGGUGUAAUAGGAUCGAGAACAAAAACUAAUCAUAUUCUAGAAGUUGUCAGCGUAUUGGGUAUUGAGGCUGCAAGGACGAGUAUCGUUGGGGAAAUCGAUUACACCAUGAGUAACCACGGUAUGAGUGUAGAUCCUCGUCACGUUCAAUUGCUGGGUGACGUUAUGACAUACAAAGGUGAAGUUUUAGGUAUUACGCGGUUCGGCUUGAGUAAAAUGAGGGACUCUGUUUUACAGCUUGCGUCUUUCGAAAAAACGACGGACCACUUAUUCGAUGCUGCUUUUUACAUGAAGAAAGAUGCCGUGGAAGGUGUUUCUGAGUGUAUUAUUCUAGGCCAAACGAUGUCAAUUGGUACAGGGGCUUUCAAGGUUGUCAAGGGAACUGCUAUCUCCCCUGAAGACUUGAAACCAAAGCUUGCCUUGUUUGAAAGUUUGUGCAGUAACGGCACGGCGGUGAAAGUCAAUUGA
Lachancea dasiensis is the source of this 4383-nucleotide messenger RNA. The record is from the annotation of a GenBank genome assembly. NCBI's taxonomy places the organism in Eukaryota, Fungi, Ascomycota, Saccharomycetes, Saccharomycetales, Saccharomycetaceae.